AUGCUUCUCCAACACUCUUCAAUCCCACUGGUCCUUAUAGCUCUCGUAAACCGCUACCAUGCUGCUGUUGCACAAGAAAGCACGCUCUCGGAUCUGGUCGAACAGCCCCUAGGCUCCAUAUAUCAGGCCGCGACAUGCAUGUCACAACGAAGCUCGAACAGGUCAUGUCCGAUACACAAUGAAUUCCAAAACUCUUCAAGCCAAAGCCCUUCAUUUAGAUCCGAUGGAUUGGUCUAUAAGUUUGAUGAGGUCACCGUUAAGCCAAUCCUACAAUCAACUGAUGAAUCAAAAGAAUUAUAUGGAUUUGUCCAACAAAGAUGUUAUGAUCACCAAACCGAACCAACCGAAGAUCCCUUCUGUAUCUACCUCAACUAUGGGUUCAAUCAAGGCCGAGGUAUGGUCAUUCUCUGCCGUCGAUCGGCCCUUCAAGGUAUCAUUGAACAAACUUUCAAGCCCGAAAGCAGUCUUCUGAAAGAGAUGAAUCGCAGCUCAGGAAAGUUCAAUGUGGUAGAUAUGCCAGAGAAGGGUGGAAAAGGAAUGAUUGCUUCACAGAAAUAUCUUAUUGGAGACUUGAUUCUCACUUCAUACCCUGUUCUCAUCUUGACUUUGGAAGACGAAUUGUGGGAAGUCUCAGAGAGUUUUGAUUUGGAGAAGACAUUGGUAGAUUAUUUACCACUAGAAACUAGAGCUGAAAUUGCUACCUUACAUGGUGAAGGUGAAACUGAAGUAUCUUGGAUGAUGUCGGUGAUUUGGCGAAAUAGCUUUGCGCUCACGUUAGAAGAUGAGCCCUACAUGGCUCUCUUCUUGGACCCCUCCGGCUCACUGAUGAGAGCGAAUUUUGCAAGACGGGCGAAUCAUGACUGUCGCCCCAAUACGAUCUAUCACACCGAUCAAACCACUUUGAAGUUGAAUAUGUAUGCUGCUCGCGAGAUAGAGGUAGGCCAGGAGCUCGUCACAACCUAUCUGAACAUACGACAGCCAACAGAAACUCGACGCGCUCACCUUCGUGAACAUUAUGGCUUUGAAUGUCAAUGCUCAGUUUGCUCUUUACCUGAACAUUUGAUCAAAUUCUCUGACUCUCGAUUAAAUCAAAUUAAGAAACUUCUUGAUGAAUUGAUUGACUGGUCAUCAACAUCUAAUGCUAACACUUACACAAGUAGGGCUGAAGAUUUACUGGAGCUCUAUAAGCUGGAAGGAUUGGAGAUUGACAUGGCCGACCCUUAUUUAGCUGCAGCUAUGCGCUACAAUGCUAUCAAAAACUUGGAUAAAACAAAGCUAUAUGCUUCCUUAGCUGUUCUUCAUGAAAUUCGAAUAAGUGGCGUAGCUUCUCAGAAUUUAGCCAAUAUGAUCAGUUUGAGAGAUUUUCCUGAAGCUCAUUGGAGCUAUGAUUAUCGCUAUGGGGAAUCAAUGUAUUACAACUUUUGUCAAUGUGGGCUCGAUGGUAGUUCACUGCUUACUAAGUCGACGUUGUGCAUACAUCAGUUGCCCAAAAAGGAACGCAUCGUGGCCGCAUAUGAUGAAAAAGAUGCCCCAAUACACUCUGACAAAUAA
Molecule: messenger RNA, 1551 nt
Organism: Melampsora larici-populina 98AG31
Lineage: Eukaryota; Fungi; Basidiomycota; Pucciniomycetes; Pucciniales; Melampsoraceae
Exons: 5
Coding region: 1-1551 (516 amino acids)
Molecular function (GO): protein binding
Source: RefSeq, a predicted model, not a curated record